GAUACAUCGGCAAGAUCCAGCGUUAAUUUGUAACGAUGAAGAGGGCUUAAGCCGCCACAGCUCGUCCUCUGACACAGCCCAGUACUAAACUCUAGGCAUAGAUAUUCCACGGCUGCAUGCACGUCUUCCUCGCUGAAUAUUGUCGCCUGCUUGUUCGCGCCCUGCAAAACUGUCCGCGCUCUUACGAGUCUUUCUUUAUUAGCCCAUUCCCAUUUAUUCGUCAUAAUCGUCUAUCAGCGCGUUCCUACACGCCUCGCAUCGUUCAGUCUCCAGGUCUGGCCUCCAGUCCCCACGAGAUUCCUACCAAUACAGUAACUCAGUAACACGUUUGGCUGCCUAAGACGCGACUAUGACUUCUUGGUUUGGCAGCAGUGCCAACUCCGAGCUCGAUGCUCAAAUUGAGCGGGCGACUGGCAGCUCUUUAGAAGACAUGGCCUUGAAUCUCGAGAUCAGCGACGUCAUCCGGAGCAAGACGGUCCAACCCAAGGAAGCGAUGCGCAGCCUGAAACGUCGUAUCAGCAACAAAAACCCAAACGUACAGCUUGCCACUCUCAACCUGACGGACACAUGUGUCAAGAAUGGCGGCGCCCAUUUCAUUGCAGAGAUCACGAGCAGGGAAUUUGUGGACAACAUAGUUAGCCUCCUACACUCGUCAGUCGGUACACCAUUGAAUGGUGAGGUGCAGGCGAAGAUGCUCGAGCUAGUUCAGGAUUGGUCUGCAGCUGCUCAAGCGCGAGAUAGCAUGAACUACCUGACAGAAACCUAUAACACACUUCAGCGAGAAGGAUACAGAUUUCCGCCCAAGCGCGAAGUCGCGAGCAGCAUGUUUGACUCGUCUGCGCCGCCAGAGUGGACGGAUAGUGAUGUAUGUAUGCGCUGUCGGGAGAAAUUCACCUUCACAAACCGCAAACAUCAUUGCAGGAAUUGCGGCAACGUCUUCUGUGGGGCAUGCUCGGGCAAGACACUACCUCUUCCACAUCUCGGGAUCAUGCAAGCUGUGCGGGUCGAUGACGGUUGUUAUGCAAGAUUGACGGAGAAAGCGCGCAGUACUCCCGGACCGCACAGUCCCAAUAGCAGCAAGCGGACACUCUGGCAGGGUUCCCUUGCAAAUGCUCCCGAUCGCAUGACGCCAAGGGAAGCGAGGGUAACGGACAACAGCUUUGAUGCGGAUUUGAGAAAGGCUUUGGAGAUGAGUUUGGAAGAUGCAAAACACGGUUCUGGAGCUGGCUACGUUCCUCAAGCGCAGACACACACCACAAAGCCAAGGGCGAGUAGCACCAGCAAGCCAGCUGCGAAGCGGGAAGCAGAGUCAGAAGAGGAUGCAGAUCUCAAAGCCGCUAUUGCUGCCAGCCUUCAGGACAUGGAGGAGCAGAAGAAGCGCCAUGCGAAAGAACUGAAGGAGAGAGCAUCCUCUUCCGUCACAGCUCCAAACCAGUUUAGACCUAAUAACCAAUUCGAGCUGACCCCGGUUGAGGCUGAAAACAUAAAUCUAUUCUCCACACUUGUCGAUCGACUUCAACAUCAGCCUCCAGGAACAAUCUUGAGGGAGCCGCAAAUUCAAGAGCUCUACGAGAGCAUCGGCACGUUAAGACCCAAGCUGGCGAGGACCUAUGGUGAGACGAUGAGCAAGCAUGAUACCCUGCUAGAUCUACAUUCCAAGCUCUCUACAGUCGUCCGUUACUAUGAUCGGAUGCUUGAGGAAAGAAUGGCUUCCGCUUAUAACCCCAAUCGAUAUGGUGCCGUUGGACAUAGAUCCAGCGCAUACCCGAACAUCCCGGCGGCCUCGCAGAUAGGACCAAGUGCAGGGAUGGAGAGCUACUACACCGGGACUGCUCCUCCGCAGGAGAGCUAUGCAGGACAGACUCCCCAGUCUAGUUACCAACAUUCACAGACAUCGGCGUAUGUUACUGCCCCACCAGAUGCUUCAUACUACCAACAACCUCAGUCCCAAUCAGCAUAUCCUCAUUUGCAGGCUCCAUCGCAGCAGCAGCCGCCGCAAUUCGCCCCCUAUCCUCAGCAUAACAUGCAGCCGAUACCUGAAUCAUCCUCGCAGCCAUUCGUCGCGCCACUACAACGACGUGCAUCAACGCAGCUGUAUUCUCAGACACCUGGACCACAUGCGCCGAGCCACCACUCUCAGGGGUCUAAUCCUUCGGAGACAGCAGGCUACCAAUAUCCCGAGCAGCAGCAGCAGCAACAAGUGCCACCAGCACCGACCCAAGCGUCUGUCCAACAACUUACACAAAGCCCAAACAUGUAUCACCAGCCACACCCUGCUCAGCAAGGAUAUGAGUACGCGCCCCAACAGCAAGCACAAUCAAUCUCAGCUUCCUCUGCAUCACUCCCUCCACAAGGCCUGCCCCACCAGCAGGAGCCGCAACAUGCUCAACAAUCAUAUACCGCCCCGUCUCAGCUACAGCAAGACCAGCAAUUCUAUGCUCCGCGUCAGCCACAACAUCAGCAGCAGCCGCUGCCACAGCAACAUCAGCCACAGCAGCAGCAACAGCAAUGGCCUCAAGCUCCCUCGUCUCAUGCCGGAUAUGGACAGGAGAGCUUCCCCGUGGCGCCUCAGCACGUACCUGCUCCGAAAGCGAUCGAGGAGAGUUUGAUUGAGCUGUAAAAAGUAGCUGGCUGAUGAGCGGUUCACCGCGAAGCAGACGUGCAGAACGUCGGGCGGCUUCAGCAUGUAUAAAUUACCAAAGGUAGCAUUAGUCAUUACAUAUUUAUCACCUGUCUACCACAUAGGGAGGAAAUUUUGGUGAAACUAAACCAUGCCGCUUUGCGGAACGUGGAGUAAUUG
Dissoconium aciculare CBS 342.82 is the source of this 2800-nucleotide messenger RNA. Its product is annotated as ubiquitin binding protein. The record is from RefSeq and is a predicted model, not a curated record. Gene Ontology annotation, biological process: protein targeting to vacuole; protein transport to vacuole involved in ubiquitin-dependent protein catabolic process via the multivesicular body sorting pathway. The transcript has a single exon. Gene Ontology annotation, cellular component: ESCRT-0 complex. Gene Ontology annotation, molecular function: metal ion binding; phosphatidylinositol-3-phosphate binding; ubiquitin binding. Bases 350 to 2620 code for a protein of 756 amino acids. NCBI's taxonomy places the organism in Eukaryota, Fungi, Ascomycota, Dothideomycetes, Mycosphaerellales, Dissoconiaceae.